Molecule: messenger RNA, 3479 nt
Organism: Neomonachus schauinslandi (Hawaiian monk seal)
Lineage: Eukaryota; Metazoa; Chordata; Mammalia; Carnivora; Phocidae
Gene: ADGRD2
Product: adhesion G protein-coupled receptor D2
Biological process (GO): cell surface receptor signaling pathway; adenylate cyclase-activating G protein-coupled receptor signaling pathway
Cellular component (GO): membrane
Molecular function (GO): G protein-coupled receptor activity
Source: RefSeq, a predicted model, not a curated record
CAGAGCUAGCGCAGAGAUGCAGCCGCGGGACCUCGUCCCUGAGACACUUCGCAGCGGGUGAGCCGGCCGUAGGCGCCAGGCCAGACGCAGCAGUCCACAGUGGCCACAUCUGUGACCCUUGUUGUCCCUCACCUGCCCCUGUUGGAUCCAGAAUGGCCUCCUGGUGCUACUGCGUCUUCUACCUCCUGAUAAGGAGUCUCUCUGGGACCCCCUCCAACUCACCAGCUGAAUCAAGGAGCUCCUGGGUGACAGCUCCAGUGGGCCCCAGUGAGGUGGUGGAGACUACAGAUGGGGUGUGCAAGUCUCCAGGGCAGCAGCUGAGCUGGCAGGCUCAAGAGUCCUGUGAGCAGAGGUUUGGCCACCUGGCACUCGCGCCCCCACCUGAGGUCCUUGCUCCACGGCUGCCCAACCCCAUCUGGGUGGGCCAAAAAGAGGCCCUUCUUCGGAGACCCCCGAAAAGACGCGCGCUCACCACGGCCGCGCUGGUGUUCAGGGAGCCGCGGCUGCGGACGCCCCUGCCCGCGCUGGGGGCGCUGACCGCGUGCGCGCACGUGCAGUGGGACCCCGCCUCGCCCGACGCGGCCGCGCUCUUCUCCCUCGCGGCGCCGGCGCUGCCCAACGCGCUGCAGCUGCGCGCCUUCGCCGAGCCGGGCGGCGCCGUGCACGCGGCGCUGGUGGUGCGCGGCCACCACGCGCCCUUCCUCGCCGCCUUCCGCGCCGACGGCCGCUGGCACCACGUGUGCGCCACGUGGGAGCAGCGCGGCGGUCGCUGGGCGCUGUUUGCCGACGGGCGGCAGCGCGCCGGGGCGCGGGGACUGGGCGCGGGCCACCCGGUGCCAGCGGGCGGCAUCCUCGUGCUGGGCCAGGAUCAGGACUCUCUGGGCGGCGGCUUCUCGGCGCGCGAUGCCUUCAGCGGCAACCUCACCGGCUUCCACCUGUGGGCUCGGGCGCUGAGCCCCGCGCAGCUGCGCCGCGCGCGGGCCUGUGCGGCGCCCCCCGGCGGCUUGCUCUUCCGCUGGGACCUGGGCGCCCUAGACGUCACGCCGUCGCUGCUGCCGCCCCUGCGGGUGCGCCUUAUCUGUCCCGUGCCCUCAGAGGAGUGCCCUACGUGGAACCUAGGAUCCCGUACCGAGGGCUCUUUGCUCUGCCUUCAACCACGGCCCUUCCUCUGCUGCUACCGGACAGAGACUUAUCAGCGGCUGCAGGACGCCCAGUCAUGGCCUGGCCAGGAUGUUAUCAGCCGAGUCAAUGCCUUGGCCAACACCAUUGUGCUCCUCACGGACCCUCUCUCUGAAGUCCAUGGACACCUGUCGCUGGCUGAGGCCUCCAGCUUCCUGGGUAUCCUGGAGAGAGUCCUGGCAAAGGAGGCAGCUCCCCUGGGGCCCGCUGCAUUGCUGGUCGUCGUGCACUUCCUGAAGAGGGUGACAGCCCUCGGGGCUGGGGAGCCAGAGCCCUUAAGUGGGCCCUGGGAGCAGCUAGGCCGGGGCAUUGUGUCUGUGGCCAGCCUGGUCCUGGAGGAGCAGUUGGCUGGAGCGUGGCUCUCAGUCAGCAAGGUGGUCGGCAGCCCCAUGGCCCUGGUGGCAAGUGUAUAGCGCCUGGCGCCCCUGCUGAGGCCCGUGCUGACCUCCGAGCGGCCCCGACAGCACAUCCGGUGCUGGUGAGCCGGUCUGGAGGUGCAGAGCCUACACUUGAAGGAGGCCAGCAAAGAGGGCUAUGUGUUCACGAUGCCCCAUGGGCAUCCGGAGGGGCCCGGCCACAUCCGCAUCCCCGCAAGUGAAGUGAAGCAGCUCCUCGGGAAAGGCCUCUUCAGAGUCACCGUGAUCCACAGCUGGUUCAGCUCGAGUGUCUUCCAGCACACCCUAGGGGAUCCUGGCCUAGAGCCCCAGGCCUCUCACAGCUCAGAAGAGGCAAGCAAGACGCAGAGGUUUCUAAGCACCCAGGUGGGCUCAGCCAUCAUCUCCUCUGAGGUAUGGGAUGAAACCAGGGAGGUCAGCACGGCCGUGACCUUUCACCUACAGCACCAGGCCCAGAGCCCUUCUGUUCCCUGCCCUCCCCCCAGCCCAGACACAGGGCUCUCGUGGGCCCCUACUGGCUGUUCUGUGGCCACCGUGUACGAGGACUCGACUGCCUGCUUCUGCAACCACAGCACCAACUUUGCUGUCCUGUUGCAGGUGUAUGACGUCCAGAGGAGCGCCGAGGAAGAGUCACUGCUGAGGACGCUCUCAUUUGUGGGUUACGGUGUGUUCUUCUGCGCCCUGGUCACCACCUUCUUGCUCUUCCUGGCAGCUGGGGUCCCCAAGUCAGAGCGAGCCACGGUCCACAAGAACCUCACCUUCUCCCUGGCCUCUGCCGAGGGCUUCCUCAUGGCCAGCGAGUGGGCAAAGGCCAACAAGGUGGCAUGUAUGGCCGUCACAGCUGUCAUGCACCUCCUCUUUUUGGUCGCAUUCUCCUGGAUGCUGGUGGAGGGCCUCCUGCUGUGGAGCAAGGUGGUGGUCGUGAGCAUGCGCCCGGGCCCCAGGAUGACGCUCUACUACGCCACCGGCUGGGGUGUGCCUGUGGCCAUUGUGGCCAUCACCCUGGCCAUGUCCCCCCAUGACUAUGUGGCCGCCGGGCACUGCUGGCUCAACGUACACACAGACACCAUCUGGGCCUUUGUGGGCCCUGUGCUCUUCGUGCUGACUGCCAACACUUGCAUCCUGGUCCGCGUGGUCAUGGUCACUGUGGCCAGUGCCCGCCGCCGUGCCCGCAUGCUGAGCCCACAGCCCUGCCUGCAGGAGCAGGUCAGGAUCCAGACAUGGGCCACGGUGAAGCGGGUGCUCGUCCUGCUGCCCGUCCUGGGCCUGACCUGGCUGGUCGGCAUGCUGGUACACCUCAGCCCAGCCUGGGCCUACGCCGCCGUGGGCCUCAAUUCCUUUCAGGGGCCAUACAUCUUCCUGAUUUAUGCUGCCUACAAUGGGGAGGUCCGGAGCACCCUACAGAGGAUGACGGAGAAAAAGACAACAGAGGGACCCGCAGCCCCAGAAUCCCCACAACCUUCUCCUCCAUUGCAGAACCUGAGAGACCGGCGCGGCGCCGGUGGGAACAAGAGCGGCAGCGGCGCCGGUGGGAACAAGAGCGGCAGCGGCGCCUCUGCGCUCAAGCUGGCCCAGAGGCUGCCGGAGCCAGAGGAUGUGGCACAGCCCGGGAGCAUCCGAGCAGCCUCCCUGGAGGAGGCGCAUCUCCUGGCCCUGGAGAGUGUCCUUCAGGACACAGGGCAGGAGGAGGCCAGGGAGCUGAGACCCAGCUUCAAGGGUUUGCAGCAAGGGACCCAGUGGGACGGGGCCAAUGAGGAAAGGGCUUAUCAGCAAUGUCCCCCAUCUGGAGACCCAUACACCCUCCUCAAGUUCACCCAUGUUCCUACACACAGAGACUCCGAGCCCCGACAGGACACCCUGCUGUUCAUCGAAGGAGGGGCAAGCAACAACUCCUCUCUGGAUUGA